AUGCGAGUGGUGCGGGGUAAACGCGGCUGCAGUCUCACGACGGGGUCGUGGGUGCUCGACAAUAACCGACCCGCGUACGACGAGAGCACGUGUCCACACCUCAAGGUACGGAAUCAGACCCUUGACAAACGAAAUACGCGCAUCCACGCGGCUGCAGUCUCACGACGGGGUCGUGGGUGCACGACAAUAACCGACCCGCGUGAUGAGAGCACGUUUCCACACCUCAAGCGUUACUCGUGGAAGGCGCACGAGUGCGGCGCGCAGCCCCUUCGAUUUGACGCGCGCAACUUCUUGGAGAAGAUGCGAAACAAGAACAUCUUGUUCGCGGGAGAUUCGCUAAUGUGGGAGGGUUUCUUCCCGUCGUUCCUCUGCCAAGUGCACCGCGCGUCGCCCGCGCGCAAAGUGAACUACGACAGUCGCUUCAAGCAGACCACGUGGACGGUGGACGAAUACAAAGUCACGCUCAUCCACGUGUGGAGCCCCUUUCUCAUGGACUUUAGUUCCGACUCCAAGGUACUUAAGAGGCUUAAGGUCCAGCACCCAGCGCUCGGUGACACCGCAGUGAACCUCUUUCAACCGGACCCCAACUGGACGCUGCUGCUGCCGCACGUGCACCUGGUGCUGCUGCAGUCUGCCACCCACUGGCCGAAUGCAGACAAAUGGCUCCGCCGCUUCUUCACCGACCGCAAGUGGCAGCUGCUGCCGCGCCAGCCUGACACCUUUGAGGCGUACUCGGGCGCAAUGAACGCGGUGAGGGAGAGGCUGAGCCGCAAGCCAUCGAGAAAAGGCGGUCGCUACGUGGCCUACUUUCUCUCGGCGCCUCCCCGCCUGGCAGGCUGCCAGAACACCGUCUCUCUCAGCCCCCCGGCGCAGGUGGCUUACCUUCGCUCCAAGAACGCACAGAGCAAGAUCUGGUUCCGCACGCAGAAGCAGCUUUUCGGGCGGCGGAACUCGCGUGUGCGACUCCUUGACAUCACGCACCCGUCACUCGCGCGUGCCGAUGCCAUGAUUGGGUCGCAGGGCAAGGCUAGCAGGGACUGCCUGCACCCGUGCCUGCCCGGGCUGCCUGACAACUGGGUUGACUUGUUUUACGCUGCCUGGAUGGCAGACAAAGGCUUCUUCUGA
Messenger RNA from Closterium sp. NIES-65, 1125 nucleotides. Lineage: Eukaryota; Viridiplantae; Streptophyta; Zygnematophyceae; Desmidiales; Closteriaceae. The record is from the annotation of a GenBank genome assembly.